Molecule: messenger RNA, 1821 nt
Organism: Trichomycterus rosablanca
Lineage: Eukaryota; Metazoa; Chordata; Actinopteri; Siluriformes; Trichomycteridae
Product: RNA polymerase II elongation factor ELL2-like
Exons: 6
Coding region: 101-628 (175 amino acids)
Biological process (GO): snRNA transcription by RNA polymerase II; positive regulation of transcription elongation by RNA polymerase II
Cellular component (GO): transcription elongation factor complex
Molecular function (GO): cis-regulatory region sequence-specific DNA binding
Source: RefSeq, a predicted model, not a curated record
AGAGACAGACACACUAUCAAGCUAUCAAGCCUUAUUUCAGAUAAACGUCAAAUUUUCUUAACUUUGUGACACUUGAUCGUGUUUUGAACACACAGUGACUAUGGAGCAGAUUCAUACCACUAAAGGUACAAAGAGGUGCAGGGAGGCUGAUACAGAAGAGUCACCCAGCAAAAGACACCAUGCUGAGGAAGAAGAGCGACUCUCACCAGCCGACAGUGCACAAACAGCUUUGGUCACUGAGCCAUCCACCCCAGUGAUCCCUGGUUACAAACUGAGAUACACCAAAGUGGUGACACUCUCACAGAGGCGGCAGUACAUGCGAGCGUACAAACAGCUCUCUGAAGAGUACUGCGCCCUGCAUGCACGCGUCGAUGGCAUCGAACCAUUCUGCCAUCUGGAGCCGAAACGAAUGGAGUUUCAGGAAGUGCAUGAUGAGGACAACCAGGGUGAACAGAACUCGCUAGAACACUACCUGAAUCACACUAGCGAGAGAGAGCGGCUCUUUUACCUCCACCACAAGCUUGUUUACAUCAAGAAGCUUUGUGCUGACUUUGACCACUGGUGGAGGAAGAACUUACUGGCCAAAGCCAGAAGAGCCCAGGAGAAAACCAGUCCUGGAUGUUUUUAGUCUUUGUUUUAAUCUCUUCCCUCCCCGUUUCCUUUUUAAUCUUUCUAAAAUGCUGUUCCCUUUAAAUUAUUAUUGUUAAAUUCUCCCUAUUAAUAGUGUAUUGUACUAUGUGAGUACAACAGUACCAACCUUUACCAUACAGGUGUAAAUACACAGAUAUACAUACAGUCUCUAAUAGCUAUGACACAUUCCCCAAAUAAAUGCAAAGUCAUUCAUGUUUGUAGGAUCACAUUCGAAAAGAUGCUUAAAUAAAACAAAUAUAAAACACGACUUCAAGAUCAUAGCAACUAAGAUUACAAACGUCAUGCAGUGACGAAUCCACGUCAUUCCUUUAGUAUUUGUUCUUUACGAUCUGAACAUAUAUGUACUGUAUGUAAUUGUGGCUAAACUAUAUAUAGAUAGUGCAUUUCUUGUUCCUCUGUUGUGACCCUGUAAAAUGCUGGAGUAACUAGCUAUUUCUGGUAAAUAGAUGGCUACUCUGUCUCUUAACCGGCUAGCUGGCUUGUAAUUCAGGUUGGCUAGUUGGCCUAAGCGGGCCUUGUGCUCGCCCUAACCCAACGACAAAGGAACAAGAAGAUGUACAGCGUCCACUAUCUACAUCUAGUAUCUAGUACUUACAAUAUGGUACAUUUAUAUUCCGAUCGUAAAGUGCAAAUAAUAAAUGAUUGGCUUGUGUUUGUUCAUCAUAACGUUUGUAAAACUCGUUACUAUUUUCUUUAAGUCUCUUUUAUAUUUGAUUUAUUUGACAUGUUUUUAAUGUGAUGCUCCAGACACAGAUGAGUUUGUAUUUAAUUGUUGAACAUGUCGUUUCUGUUUCAGACUGUAUGUGUAUCUUUGCAUUCACACCUGCAUUUGGGAAAGGUUUUGAUACUGUUUUACUUUCAUUUUACCAUAUUCUAUUGUAUUGUUCUACUGUCUCUCCUAUCACAGUGUCUACUCUAAACUCCAACCCCAAGAGUGUCACUGUAAUUGAUAGGAGAAACAGUAUUCUGUUCGUCCCAGUUAAACGUACUUAAAUAAAUGAUUCUUUUUUGUUUUAUUUGUCACAUUUUUACAUUAAAACUCACCAUCCCCAGCAACAGGACACAUCCUCUACAUCCUUGUACCUCACUCUUACUCUUUUCCCUUUUCCCUGAACUACAACUGAGAAUAAAUAGAAUAUUAGUGCAUUGCAAGUGCUGUGUGUGUUAUCU